CUCGACAACCGGAAUUGGCAUGUCAACGCUGGAAAACGCACUUGCUGAGGGUCACGACGCGUUGAUCAAGCUGCAGCACCUGACACUCCGCGAUGGACCCGCGAAACCUACGUCCACGAACGACCCCACAAUGCUCCGAGAGUAUACGGAGUCCCUGGAACGGAAACUCGCCGAGUUGCUACUGGAAAAGGAACGCAACAUUGAGGUGUGCAAAGCUAGCGCCGAGUGCACGUUUGCCAAGAACUACGCAGGACGAGUGCUGGUCGCGAUAUUCGACCACGCCAUGGGCGCAAAAGUGGAUGGGCUUAAGACUUGGUGGGAGACUGGCAACAUUCAAACGCGCAGUGGGCCGGGACAUUGGCGAUUGGACCCACGCGCACUUCGCGACAAAAGAGGGUUUAACUUGCUGCAUGUGACCAUGGAACGAAAUUUGGCCAAAGAAAGUGCGAAAGUUGCGCAGAUCGAUUUGCUCGUGGACACGAUGAGGUUCGAUGUAAACUCGACUGACCUGGUUGGGCGAACUAGUUUGCAUCAUGCUGCAAUGAACGGCUACGAAGAGUUGGUCAUACGCUUGCUCGCAAAGAACUCCAAUCCACUUGUGCAAGACCACGCUGGCAUGACGGCUCUCGGCAUAGUCCAACAAAUUGCCGGUGCUUCCGAACGUAUCAUUCAAGCACUUCUCGAGGCCGAAAAGACACACAAACAAGACUCGGUUGUCCCCUCUGCAUCGUUGAAGAAAUCGGAUGCGUUGGUGUCGGUGUACUUCAUCCUGCGCCUCGAACCAUACAUCUCGUCAAGCGAAUUCCGACGCUAUGUUGACUGCGCCACCCAACUUCGCGAUACCAUUCAAGCUUGUACGUGCUGCGUUGAUGCAUUCCACGAUCAUGUUGUACCCGUUAAUGCAGAUCCGUCCACCUCAAAUGUCCCCUUUGACGCAAUUCUCCGGAAGAAUCGCAUGAUGGAAAUACUGGAAAAUGACCUCGAUACGUCUGCCAUGACGACAGAGGACUUCGAGCAACAUAUAGCGAUUGAAGCAAGCCGAUUUUCCAUCUAUUCUCCCGUAGACCAAGUCACGUAUGCCAAAGGCAGCUGGGUGAACUUCCUCCAACGCAUUCUCUUGACGCGACAGAAGAGGUCAUACGGGAAUUCACCCGACAGACACACGUGGUACUAUGCUGCGCUUUUUCAAGCUCAAGUCCAGCCACUUCCUGGCCAUGUCGACGUACAAAAAGGCCACCCAACUAUCACGAGUUCGUCGUCGUUUGCAGCGUGCUUGCCGCUGGAGAGUCCCGUUUUAAUCCAAGGGCGACACUACUGGAUCACUGCACACAUGGACUCCACCGCAACACUGGAUCGGCCGUUUGAAGGAGCCACCGGGCUGUCUGUCCAGGUGUAUUCAACAGAGUCGGCCGUGUUUUCUCCCUACGUGGGUGUUUUGGAAUUGUAUGAACGGGUGCCUGGUAACAAGUAUGACAAGGCGGACCCGAAAGAUGAAAUGGUGCAGCAGUACCAGCGCAUCGCACCAGAUCACGUGUACGAAGUCGGCGUACAGAUUGGCCCGACUGCUACACGAAAGUCAGCGUCCGAUUUUGUGAAGGCUUGGAGAGAUGAAUGCAAACAGCUCUUUCAGCAGCGACAGUGCAUAUCUGGUGCCGCUGUCUGUGCCCACUCGUGUCCCCAAAAGUUGGGCGCUUACAUGUGUCGAGAUUCCAUGGAAAAAAUCGGUGUCACACUGGCACAAACGACGUUUGGCCGAUCGACGUACGCAAAGACGUUGACGCCACGAGCGAUCUUGCAGGGUAGUCAAGACAUGUAUAAAGGAACAAGGGGUGACAAGUGGCCGGGGUGCCAACGGACUCUUGCGCCAUCGCAUUAGCAUGGGACACACGUAUGGCGCGGUGACGUCCAUGGCUAGCAACCAAGUUCAAUCUUUACGACAGUGCACAAGAGUUGCUGAGAUUAUUCGUGUUCGCGGCCACGGAUUCGCCGCGCUAAUUGAAUGUCCUUCACCAUAAGUGUUACGCGCUUUGCAUGAAUAGAGCACAACGUCC
Messenger RNA from Aphanomyces invadans, 2051 nucleotides. RefSeq lists its product as hypothetical. The transcript is spliced from 12 exons. The record is from RefSeq and is a predicted model, not a curated record. Lineage: Eukaryota; Oomycota; Saprolegniomycetes; Saprolegniales; Verrucalvaceae. Gene Ontology annotation, molecular function: protein binding. Bases 20 to 1876 code for a protein of 618 amino acids.